AUGAACAUUCAGCAAGAUGGAGGAGGAGAGGAGGCAGACUGGGAGGAUGAGCCUACGGAUGAGUCGUUCAUCCAUGCGCUCAGAGAUAUUAUGGGCUCGAGAUACCUCGGGACAUCUCCAGUGAAUCCAUCUCUUGCUAUCUCAUUCUCCACCCUCGAACUCUUCCACUGUAUCAGGCUUUUUAAGCCAUCCUUUAGUGUGGAGGCCUUCGUGAAGCUCGUAUCUUACUACUACAAGAUCCCUUUCCGAUGUCACUACCGCACUGCCAUCGCAAAUGCAUUCGACAUCUAUCUCAGCAUUCUACGCGAGGUUCGCAAGUGCAUCGACGCUACCUUGGGUCGAGACACACCUAACUGGCAUGUUCUGAAUGCAUGCCCUGCCUGCACAUACAAACUUGAUGAGGAGCCACCUCUCAAGUGGCAGCGCAUCUUCGCAAUGGACGGCAACAACUCACUCAAGCGAAUCGCAGAGGUCAGCAAUCGUGCAUGCGGUGACAUGCGCAGCUUUGCAACGAGCGACUACUUUUUGUCCUGGGACUUCGUCAAUCGCUAUGCCAACGAGGUGAAGUCAAGGCCUCGCUCGAAGAAGGUUGACACUUGCAGUGGACAGCCCGUGCAGGACGGUGGUGAGAGUGGAAGCGACGAUGAUGGUGAUGUGCCCAGCGUGGAGAUCUCAACAAUGGCGGAGGAGGAUCCAACGGACAGCGAGGAUGGCAAUGUCAUGACGGCUCCAUGUGCGACCAACUGGAAGGCAGCAGCUUCUGAAGAUCACAAGCAUAUGUGGGCCAUAUUUGAUGAGGCAGGCAUUUUUGUAGCUGCGUGCAGGCACUGCCUCAUGCUCUGGGUCACGGACAUGGUCCAGAGUGGUGAACUUGCAAAAUAUCCCCUGGCAAUCUUGGUCAAGGCUUUAGAAGUCUUUGGAAUCAGGCUUCUCAUGCCCUACGAUAUCGGGUGUGUAUUCCAGGGAACUACAGCACGAAGUUCGCUGGGGCCAGAUUGGCUGCAAAGUGGCUUUCGGUGCUGCGUGAAUGCGUUCCAUGGAUACACGCACAACUAUACUUGCCAGAUGCAGAACCACCUGAACGUUAUCAAGGGGAUGGGCCUCGAGGAUGGCGAGACCCUCGAACGGCUCUUUAGCACAUCUAAUAGCCUCGCAUCGGUCACCCAGUAUGCAUCACCCUACCGUCGGCAUGUCCUCGUCGACCUUUUCUUCCAGCAAUGGGAUGACAAGAAAUAUGCAUUGAAGAUCAUCAACGAGGAUUCUAUCACACUGGCCGAUACCAUGCAAGCUCUCGGGGUCAGCCGUGAAGAUCUUGACAAAUGGUCUUUGGAAGAGUGGCACUAUUUCAAAACUCUGGGUCAAGAACACCCGUGGGAUGUGCACGCCGUUGCAUACAUCGAGAAACUUCAAGAAUGGCAUGUCAUGCGUGCGCAAGUCAAAAAUGCGCAUGCACAAUUUGUCAGUUCCAUCCCAUCCGACUAUACAUUUAUCCUACCCUCCACCAGCACUGUCGACUACUACGCUGAGGCGUCAUGCACACAGAAGCUCGAGACGAAGCGGCAUUACAGUGAGGAGCAUGAGUGCAUGCUCCUGCAUGAUGUUGCCACCAUGGAAGUGAAGAUGGGCAUUACGAGAUGCUGGCAACCGACUGACCGUGAGUACAUGGAAACUCAUCUCUUUGAGCUUCACAAGCUCAAUCUUGCACAGACUGCAUAUCGUGUGCACACUCACAUUGCAAAGUCUCUGCAAACUCGGUGCAAGGUGAUCUGCAAUGCCAUGAAGACGUACAAUGCUGCGGCCCUCACACUCGAUCUACCACGUCCUACCCUGGACUGGUCAAAAGUCUCGCACUACAGCUUCCUCGACGAAGGUUCUCAGUACAUCACUGUUCUUGGAGGUCCUCGUCCUGGUAUCUAUGAUGCGUGUCCACCCAUUGGCUAUGGUGGAUACACCUCCCCACUUCCAGUCAUCAUCCACUACACAGAUCACACCGUUGCGACUUCUGUCUACACGCUGCAGCCAUUUUUUCAUCACUUUGCAGGUGACGCAUGUGAGCUGAACGACCUUAUCAUCAAGGAGAUGGUCCACAGUCUGCUUCUCUGGGAGGAAGCAAGAAAGGUGAUUCCGGAUACACGAGAGUUUGAGAAUGUAUAUGUCGUUGUCCACGGCAGAAAGACUGGUAUCUUUUUUUCUUACGAGGUCAGGAAGCAGUGUAAUGCACAGGUUCAUGGGUUCUCAGAUGCAAGGUUUAUGGCCUACAAGAACUUACCAGAGGCCAUUGCCCACUUCUUGCAUAAGGAGCCUGCAACAUAUGAGUCUCUGAACGAUCUGACAUCAUGGCUAGGGAUGUUCGAGAACUAUCUCAUGGAUAUUCUGAACCAGAGCAUUCACGCUGAUGAAAAUGGUGAUGACGAUGAGGAUGCGGUAAACGGCACAACGGGACGGUCGGAGCACGUUAUAGAAGGACUCAAUGAUCUCAUGCAAACUGUUCACAUUGACAACACGCUGCUGUUAGCGUCUGAACUAUCUGGAAAGGGCCCUUGCAUGACCAAGUCAUGUUCCGGCAAGACACAUGUGCACGAGGUAUCAUCCAAGAUAGUCAGCACAUACUCAGAGAUGCCUUUGCAUGCAGCACGCAUCCCUUCAAACGUUCGAUCUCACACUGUCAAGAUGGAUGCCGGACCUUCGCAAGUGCAAGAGUCUCCUGCUCCUCUGAUCCAUAUCAUCAAUGCAAAGCCCACGACUGCUCUGUACACUGUUGAGCAGUGUUCCAUGCCUCUCCCACUGACUCCAUACAUUCAGUCUCCAUCUCCAUCUCCUUUCGAUAGUCGGGAUCACAAUCAACAGCAUUCAUGUUGCACUGGCGUCAUCAACCUCAGUUCCAAUGAUGACAUCAAUGAGAAGUUUCUUGUACCAUCUCUCAGCACGUAUGCUGAUUAUUACAUGUCAUCCCAUAGUUAUACUUACCGUGCGCGGGUGGAGGUGGUUGCGGCAUUUGCCAAUAGCCGCAACAGAGAGGAAUUUGUUGCUCACCUCCAUGGUGUCGAUGUCCCAGCAAAGCACUUAGAAUUUAUCUACUUUCUGUGCAAGAACCGCAUUUAA
Molecule: messenger RNA, 3102 nt
Organism: Laetiporus sulphureus 93-53
Lineage: Eukaryota; Fungi; Basidiomycota; Agaricomycetes; Polyporales; Laetiporaceae
Exons: 11
Coding region: 1-3102 (1033 amino acids)
Source: RefSeq, a predicted model, not a curated record